Molecule: messenger RNA, 1504 nt
Organism: Zerene cesonia (dogface butterfly)
Lineage: Eukaryota; Metazoa; Arthropoda; Insecta; Lepidoptera; Pieridae
Product: proteasome activator complex subunit 4-like
Exons: 3
Coding region: 189-641 (150 amino acids)
Biological process (GO): proteasomal ubiquitin-independent protein catabolic process
Cellular component (GO): nucleus; cytosol
Molecular function (GO): proteasome binding; peptidase activator activity
Source: RefSeq, a predicted model, not a curated record
CGCGCCCGCUGGACGAGCUGCCGCGCGCCGCCGCCGCCUUCCUCGCCGCGCUCGCGCUCGCGCCGCACCCGCCCGCCGCCUUCCACACGGCGCUCGACGCGCUGCACGACGUCGCUAAGGGCAGAUCAUGGUCAGCCCGUCUAGCGUGUCUAGACCUUGCAGUGCCUCUACUUUUCUACGGGUUGCCGAUGCUAUGUGACAAACCCGAAAGUGCAGUUCGUGCUGAGAAAUUCGCUCUUAGCCUUAUGAGAGACAGUCGUGUUGAGGUGCGACAAUCAGCCGCGAAACUAUUAACGGGUCUGAUGCAUUGUCGUGCUCUUCCCGAUGAGGAUAAAACUCUCCACUCUCUCAUAAAAAGCUGUCGGUCAAAGGAACUGAGGGAAAGACACUCCGGGGUACUCGGGUUGUGUGCCUAUCUCUCAUCCAGACCCUACAGCCUAGGUCCCAAACUGGGUGAUGUUCUAACAGAGCUUGCUAGACACACAAAUGGCCCAGAUCCUAUACCAGCCACCAUACGCACAGCACUUGCAGACUUCAGACGGACUCAUCAAGAUGACUGGCCUAAACACAGGGAACAACUUACUGAAGAAGAAUUGGAUCUACUUGCUGACCUCACAUCACCACCCUCAUAUUGUGCUUAAUCACGAAAAUCAAAACAAUAAUGAAUAAAAUGUACAUACUUCAACAUUAUUUUUUUAUGUUCUUUGUAUCAUAUAGCAAAUGUUUUUAAAUGUUUAUAAUUUGUUUUUGUUGUUUGGUAAUAUUCAAAUCAUGUUUUUGAAUCACUUAACAACUGCAAAGUAAAUAUUUCUCCAUUUUGUUUGCCUCAUAAUGUGGUGAAGGUUAUUUUAAAAAUUUCCCUGGUGAUGGCGUGCUGUAAUAGUUAAAUAAACAUGUAUAUGGGAAUGUUUAAAACUAAGUAAAUGUGACUAUUUUUGUUUUGAUAUAUGCAUUUCUAGAGUGUUAAUAAAAAUAAUGUGUAUGUUUUUGUUUAGUUCAUGUAUUUAACCUUAUUUCACAUAACUUUUUAUGAAACUGUACAUUAUGAAAACAGCUGUAAAAUGGUAAAUCAUAUAAUAAUUUAAUAUAAAAUAGAAAAUUGCUGAUGCCUCCUGAUAUUACGCUUUUAGCAAAAUAUUGGUGUUUGCUUUAUAUAAGAUUGUUUUAUUUUUGUUACAAGAGACAAUUUUCUUAUUUUGCAAUGAUUUUUCUACUGUAUAUAAAUCACUUUGUAUAUUUUUGAUCACAUAACUAUUGUAAAUCUAUUAGAAGUAUUGUUUAAUUUCUCUUGAUGGCACUGAGAACAUUAAGUUACCAAGAUUUUUUGAUGACAUUAUUAAAGUCUGAUAUUUUAAUGAAGUUUUGCCUAUCAUCAAUUACACAAAACUAGAUUUUGACAUAUAUUUAUGCAAAUAGAAUUUUCCAACAUGUAUACUCAGUGUAAUAAUAUUGGCUCAUGUAGUUAGUCUAUUGGAAGCAUAAUAAAUAUUGAUGGCUAUGGAAA